AUGGCAGACUCCUUUGCAUCAAACGCCUUCACCGCACUUUCAGAUCUGCAUCCAAACAUGGCCAACACGAAAAUAAUCGGUAUAGUUAUUGGGAAAACAGAUGUCAAAGGCUUUCCAGACAGAAAAAACAUCGGCUCAGAAAGGUUCACGUUCAGCUUCACCAUCCGAGACUCGCCUGCCCAUUUCAUGAACGUGACGUCGUGGGGCAGCGAAGCCUACGUGAGGCCCCUGUCUGACAGCUUCAGGGUUGGCGAGUGUGUGACAAUUGAAAACCCCCUGAUCCAACGAAAGGAGCUAGAAAGGGAAGAGAGAUUCAGCCCGGCCACUCCGAGCGACUAUAAACUGUUGCUCAGUGAGAAUCACUCUCAGAUAAAAGUCUGUCCCAGUCGUGAAGUGGACUCCAGGCUGCUGUCUUUGAUACACUUACCUGUCAAAGAGUCUCGCGAUUACUACUCACUGGGUGACAUUGUCGCCAACGGGCACAGCCUGCACGGGAGAGUCCUCAACGUGCUGGCAGCUGUGAGGGCGGUCGGGGAACCCAAGUACUUCACAACCUCAGACCGAAGGAAAGGCCAGCGGUGUGAAGUGAUGCUCUACGACGAGACGGAGUCGUCCUUCACGAUGAUGUGUUGGGACAGUGAAUCCAUCCUGCGUGCCCAGCGUUGGAAACCCCGACAAACAGUGAUAUUCGCCGCAGACGCAAGGAUAAAUUUCGACAAAUUUCGGAACCGCAUGACAGCGACUGUAAUCUCAAAAACCAUUAUUACAACUGACCCAGAUAUACCGGAAGCUAACAUCCUCUUGAAUUUUAUAAGAGAAAAUAGAGAAAUGAACCCUCUGGAUGAUGAAAUGGACAGUGCUCUGAAAGAAUCUGUAAAUUUGACCACGAUAGAGGAUGUCUACACAAUCGAGCAGCUAAAGGCGAGAGUCCUGAGGGACGGGGGGAAGGCCCCCCCUUUCUACGGAGUUCUUUAUGCUCACAUCUCCACACUGAACAUCGACGAUGAGGUCACUAGAGUCGUUCGGAAUAGGUGUCCAGGCUGUGGGGGCCUCGUCCAGGAAGCAGUCGGCACCUGCACAGCUUGCAGCAAAGACUCUCGGGAGCUCGGGCCGCUCUUCCUGAGCUUCGACAUGCUGGUGGCUCUUACGGACCACACGGGCACGCUCCCCGCCUGCAGCCUCGUGGGAAGUGUGGCUGAGGAGACGCUGGGCUGCACGGUAAACGAGUUUCUUGCAAUGACGGACGGACAGAAAACAGCACUCAAGUGGCAACUUCUUUUGGAAAGAAGCAAAGUUCAUUUAAAAUUUAUCCCGUCGCACAGGGCUCGGGGCGGGCUGAGAGCCAGCGUGCUCUCCUGUCGGCGCGCAGACCCCGUGGAGGCCAGCAGGAGCCUGUCUGGGCGGGGAGCGUCGGACCGGUUGCCUCAGACUCCUGAGAAGAGCAGGCGCUUGAACUCCUGACGCGACACGUGGAUAAAGUGUGUACUGUUCACACGCGGCCAAGAUGUUUCUGUAAAUCGUGUCCUCCUGGAGUGGCUGGGGUUAGCCUCUCCCCCAAACCCCCAAAUCUCGCCAGCCUGGCCCCCAGCUGGGAGGGUGCACCAAGGAAUAAACACAGAGGCCCGCCCGUCCUCACGCCUGGUUCCUUUCCUUGGGCCCUUGCUGCUGUUCCCGGCCACAUGGCCACCUGCAGGGCCGCUGGCCGCUCCCCGGGAGCUGCGGGCCGGGCUCGCCGGCUGCUCCCACCUGCCUCCUGGGAGGACGCGGGGCUUGUGGCGGCCUGCCCACUCGGCAGUGCCGCUGGGCGUGACUCACCUGGGAGGGGACCGGCUUCAGAAGCUCCGGGCCUCAGCACUUGAAAGGGA
Messenger RNA from Condylura cristata (star-nosed mole), 1865 nucleotides. It is a transcript of the gene MEIOB, whose product is annotated as meiosis specific with OB domains. Gene Ontology annotation, biological process: resolution of meiotic recombination intermediates. Lineage: Eukaryota; Metazoa; Chordata; Mammalia; Eulipotyphla; Talpidae. The record is from RefSeq and is a predicted model, not a curated record. Gene Ontology annotation, molecular function: single-stranded DNA binding; single-stranded DNA 3'-5' DNA exonuclease activity. The transcript is spliced from 13 exons. The coding region runs from base 1 to 1461 and encodes 486 amino acids.